This is a messenger RNA of Pan troglodytes (chimpanzee), 1356 nucleotides long. RefSeq names its product 3-hydroxyanthranilate 3,4-dioxygenase (gene HAAO). The record is from RefSeq and is a predicted model, not a curated record. Lineage: Eukaryota; Metazoa; Chordata; Mammalia; Primates; Hominidae. Gene Ontology annotation, molecular function: 3-hydroxyanthranilate 3,4-dioxygenase activity; iron ion binding. Bases 148 to 1008 code for a protein of 286 amino acids. Gene Ontology annotation, cellular component: cytoplasm. Gene Ontology annotation, biological process: 'de novo' NAD+ biosynthetic process from L-tryptophan; quinolinate metabolic process. The transcript has 10 exons.
GUCCGCGGGCCCCAAGCCCCCACCACGGGGUCGCGGGGGUUUGCUCCGCCUCGUGAGCUUGGGAUUCUGGUUAAAAAGGCGGCUGGGCGGAGCCGCGGGCCUCCGACGGCGGGAAGACAGCGCUGCGAGGAGGCGCCCGGGACUGUCAUGGAGCGCCGCGUGGGAGUGAGGGCCUGGGUGGAGGAGAACCGGGGCUCCUUCCAGCCCCCGGUCUGCAACAAGCUCAUGCACCAGGAGCAGCUCAAAGUCAUGUUCGUCGGAGGCCCCAACACCAGGAAGGACUAUCACAUCGAAGAGGGUGAAGAGGUAUUUUACCAGCUGGAGGGAGACAUGGUUCUCCGAGUCCUGGAGCAAGGGAAACACCGGGAUGUGGUCAUUCGGCAGGGAGAGAUAUUCCUCCUGCCUGCCAGGGUGCCCCACUCACCACAGAGGUUUGCCAACACCGUGGGGCUGGUGGUUGAGCGAAGGCGGCUGGAGACCGAGCUAGAUGGGCUCAGGUACUAUGUGGGCGACACCAUGGACGUUCUGUUUGAGAAGUGGUUCUACUGCAAGGACCUUGGCACGCAGUUGGCCCCCAUCAUCCAGGAGUUCUUCAGCUCUGAGCAGUACAGAACAGGAAAGCCCAUCCCUGACCAGCUGCUCAAGGAGCCACCAUUCCCUCUGAGCACACGAUCCAUCAUGGAGCCCAUGUCCCUGGAUGCCUGGCUGGACAGCCACCACAGGGAGCUGCAGGCAGGCACACCGCUCAGCCUGUUUGGGGACACCUAUGAGACCCAGGUGAUCGCCUAUGGGCAAGGCAGCAGCGAAGGCAUGAGACAGAAUGUGGACGUGUGGCUGUGGCAGCUGGAGGGCUCCUCGGUGGUGACAAUGGGGGGACGGCGCCUGAGCCUGGCCCCUGAUGACAGCCUCCUGGUGCUAGCUGGGACCUCGUAUGCCUGGGAGCGAACACAAGGCUCUGUGGCCCUGUCUGUGACCCAGGACCCUGCCUGCAAGAAGCCCCUGAGGUGACCCUCUUGCCAUGGCCUGAAGCAGCCACAGGUGUGCCAAGCACCCUCGAGUGCCAUCCCUGCCAAACAACUCUCCCAGCCCCCACUACCUCUCUGUGUACUGCCGCUGUGUCCCCCACAGACCUGCACAUUGUUGUCACCCACCCUCCUGCCCUUCUCAGCCCAGAUGCCACGCCCCUGGGCGGGCAGCAGCUCCCCAUCUUCUCUGGCAGCCUCAGCCCACUGCCUUGCCAGUCUUGCCAGGUGGUCUACCCCCGGCCCCGCUCCUGCCCAUUCCUCUGUCCCUGCAGACUCAGUGCAGCACUUCCACACCAAGAAGGCCCUCAAUAAAGACUUCCUGAGGAACGCA